Molecule: messenger RNA, 5456 nt
Organism: Macrobrachium nipponense
Lineage: Eukaryota; Metazoa; Arthropoda; Malacostraca; Decapoda; Palaemonidae
Exons: 4
Coding region: 3581-3904 (107 amino acids)
Source: RefSeq, a predicted model, not a curated record
UGCUUUGAAGAAGCUUCCAGGAAGCAGCUCAAACUUCUUGAAACCAGAUGAUCAAGUUUCAGGUUCCCUGGAACGAGUUCAUUCCAUUUUUUAUUCUCCACGAAUCAUAGACCACCUCAGAGAACCUGGCCUGAAUCAACUCGAAGGGAGCAUUGAAAGUGUUUUUUUUCAGAUUUCAAUGAGUCACUCCUAACUUUCAUGGUACCUUCGAAGGCAUUCAUCAUCAUCUCGUAGGAAGAAGCUUGGCUGGAGACCAUUCGUUUCACUUCUGCAGAUUUCCUAGAGACAACAAAACGCUUCGGAUAAACCAGGUCUGAUUAUCAAAUGAAUGGAGUUCAUUCAAGUUUCUGCAAACCAGGUCUUUUCAUUCACCAAAACUACUCAAUCGAGUCCAUUCAAGUUUCGGCAAACCAGGUCUUUUCAGUCUAGACAAAUCAUUUGGAAAGCUUUGUGAACUUAUGAAGGAACGUGAGUGCUCAAAUAAUCCUCAUAUUUUCUUUGCAAAAUGUGCCUGAGAUAACCAGUCUGAAAUGUCCCGCUAAAACAGUUGUAUAAAUCAGUAAAAAAAUAAAAUAAAAUCUAUUUGUCUUUGUAGGUGUGAUGUAAGACUUCUUAACCGGUGAUAUUUUUCGGGGGACCACUGAAGUUCAUGCAAUUUUGUAGGCUGUGAUAAUUAGUUAUGGGGAUGAUUUCUCCAGGGAUGGUUCUUACUAAUAUGACUAUCCAGUGUGAGACAUUGUGGGGCUAUAUGCGUACAUACAUAUAUAAAUUUUCUAACUUGGUGGAUCACGACAGCAGAUCGUUUUAUCUCUUUUCCACCAAGCAUGAAUAAUUAUAUAGUACGCAUUUUUCCAAUGUAUUUUGUACAGGGGGAUUGUGGGUGGGGUGAGGGAUUGGGGGUAGGGAUUGAAUGACGGGGAAAACGAGUAAUAAAACAAGGUAACGAGAAGUGAUAUCCAUGAAUCUACGUAGACCCACCAUUAAUACAGAACAGGACUUGGGAAACCCUUUGCAAUUGGGGCAUUCUGAAAAAUUCUUUCCAUUUUUGUGUAUUGUCUGGAAUCUGUAUUCCAUGCGGGCUUUAGGAGUGUCAUCUAGUUUUAGGAUUAGUGUGUGGCGACCUAGAAGACUUCCCUGCUCUUGACGGUUUCACACCUGACUGAAGAACAAACACGUCGCUUCCUUAGUUUUUCUAGACUGGAUGCGUGCAAGACAAGCAAUUACGACGUUUUGUACGUGUGCGUCUGAAAAUCUAGGGGAAGCUAUGCCAAUCUCAGUCCAAGGGCAGGAAGCCACAUUGUACAUAGACUGUUAGUGUUGAAGGAGAGCCGUAUUACCAAGCGCGCCUGUGACAAAGAUCCGGUGAAGAGAAUUCGAGAGUAAGUAGACGUUAAUAGUCAUUGUAACCUUUCAGUGAUGCGUACAGAUCCCACCCUCAAGAGAAGCGAUUUGCAUCGCACACGGACAAGGUAAAUUAACCCCUGAUACUGAAGUAAGUUUUGUCGCAUGAUUGGUCAAAGUCGAUUGACAUACAGAUGAAGUUCUGGGAGAAUGCAUCUGGAAAUGGGUUACACUGACCGCUAUCCAGCUAUGAGUCUUAGAGUAAGUUACUAACGCCCUCGAGUAGAGUAGUCUAACAACUGUUGAUCAGCGCCAGAAAUACUUUCAAAGUUCUUUCUAGUUUCUAUUUCAUUUCCAUUUCCACAAAACUAAAGAAUUAGGAUAAAUUUGGAAUCUCGCUGUACCUAUCUUUUCAAUUUACCUAAUUACGUAUCUCGUUAGAUGUGCGUAUUGAUCUGCACUAUUUUCCAACAUUUUAAGACUGGCGUUGACCAACUAACUCUAAGGUUGAACUUCAUCACUCAUCUGAUGAUCUCAUGUUCUGAGUCUCAUAAAUAUAGGAAUUUUGUCUGCAAACAUUCGCCUAGCCUCUGUCAAUGAAGAAAGGUUCGCUACUUAAGACUAUCAUGAGUAUCUCCAAAAGAACUGUUGAUCUCUACAAUAUGUGCACCGCGGUUACUGAUCGUUCUCUCUCCAUGAAAUUUCCAUACGCAAAGUUUUCAUGAAAGAAGGUCGCUGUAGUGUUUCUGGGACUGAAGCUAUCUUGAAAAUUAUAUAACUGGCUUCAGCGAAUCUAACCGGAGAUAUUUGAAAUUUGCGACAUAUUGUCUUGAAAGAGGAAGAGAGUAAAGCUUUCUUCAUUAAUUUUUCAAGUCCAAGGUAAAACUUGAAAGGAAUUUAGAAGACGACUAAUGUGUCCUUUCGGAAUUCCAUGAGAGAGAGACAGAGAGAGAACACCACAUGGAGGAGAUGAAAACAAACAAAAAAUCUCAUGCUUAUUUCUUUCGUGAGAAGAGGGCGGAGAAGGGAUAUCAUAUUGGAUUUUGUACUUUCGGUAAAUUUUGAUCUUUAAAUUCUUAUAAAUUUUGACUGAAAUUUGAUAAUUUAUGCAAUUUGUAUAAAUUUAGAUGAUGUAAUUCUAUAAAAUUUUGAACUGUAAUUCUAGAAAAUUUUGAUCGUGAACUUGUAGAUUUUGAUUUUGUAAAUUUAAUCCAUUUUCUGAUUUUUAAAAUUUCAAUAAAUUAUGAUUUGGAAAUUUAAAACCCUAUGGUAAUUUUGAUAAUUAUGACUUUUGACAAGUUAAAAAUUUUUGUUUGUGAUUCUAUUCAUAUUUAAUAUCGUAAUUUAUAGAGCUGACAUUUAAUCUAGAAAGUGGCGUCUUAGACGUUAAUCUCAUUUUUAUAAUCUGGCAUCAUUUCAGUACGGAGUGAAUUUGUGGAUUCAGGAUAUCAGAUUUUGUAUAUAGAACUGUAGUUUCCAUGAGAUGUUUUGCUUCAGAUUUGUAGAUUAUUCUCUAAAGACCGCCAAUUUUCGCAGCGCACAAAUUCACUCUGACCUUGAAAUAGAGGUUUAUGCUCUUAUAAAACAUUUUUGUCCUCUUUGUUAGAAUUUUUCGAUGUUGUUGUAAAACAAGAGCGAAACACCCCAACCCCUUCAAGCGUCGCAUAUCAUGACUGUUAUUGCAUUAAACAUUUUGUUUAGUAUUUUGUUUUAGUAUUUUAUCUCGUGUUUUGUAUCUAGGAGGUGUUAGUCACUAUCUGUAGUUAAUCUCCAAUGUACUUUGCAAUGAACAAAAUAUUCCUUUGCUUAUCUUUGUCAUUGUUUACUUUUAUAUCAAUGUUUACUUUUAUAUUGUUUACUAUUAUCAUGCUAGUUACUGUGAGUUACAUAUACUGUAUAUAUAAGGUUGAGCAGUGGUAGGCCAGAUCUUUCAGUUCUUAGGAAGUAAUGCCACUCUGAGAGAAACUCUGAGAGAAACUCUGAGAGAAACUCUGAGAGCAAACCUCGAAGACCAAGAGAAAGUGUUAUUGCAAUCCGCUCCUGAGUCAAUGUUACACACGGUUUUGCCUUCGACCGUCAAGACGCACCACAGUUUAACGUCCCAGGAUCCUACAGGUGUAAGCAUCGAAAAUAAGAUUUAUAGUCAGAACGCGUUGCCAUAUUUUCGUCACCGGAUUUUUCUGGAGGUAAUUUGAGUAACUCCCCAAGAGAGAAGUCCAGAUAAAGACCCUCCUCCAAAAUGUUCAGGCCAGCGGCAUCUGUCAAGAAGCAAUUCAAAAAACGUUUUUUUAAGAAGAGGCCUUUCAAGAAGCGCUCGUUCCCGCGCUUCUUGGCUCCGCGCUCCUACUUUUUGGAGCGGUCUUACGCUCUGGCCCGUAGGCUUCUGAGACUCUUCAGGAUGUACCUGGACGCCGAUAUUGACAUAGACGUUUGUCUGGACGUACCCGUCGGAGACUACGACUUGGUCUCCAUCUUCGUCUGCAUGCCCGUCACGGAUGACGAGUACGUGUGGCUCUUUGGCCACGCAGCCUCGGGGUCCUUCGAGGUCUUGCUGACCAUGUAAAAUUAUUGUCGUUCAAUGUGGGGCUAACUGACAUAACCGAUCAUUAUUUUGGCAAAAAGCAAAGAAAAAAAAGAAAUUCAAGUUCUUCUAUGCAAGAAGCAUGUGGCGUAUUUUACGACACCCAGAAGUGAGUUUCUUAGGCAGGUAUGGUAUAUCGUGACCUUUCAGUUUCGAUCAACUCUUCACUUCGUUUUUAUCUGAUAUCAUACUGCAGAUUUACUUUCAACUUGACGCAUUCAUUACUUAGUUAAAAUCUUGAGCGCGGAAUGUUUAUCGAAUGAAAUUUCAUGGAACUUAUAUGGUCAAAAUAUAUUGGCUGUGCAAUGCCAGCGGAAGGUAUAUUACCCAAUCUUCAAAAUUAAUAUUCACUUCAAACAAAAGCAAUUGAAAUACGGUGCACCAUGUUUACAUUCUGUUAACUAGAAUGUACCCAGCCAGUUACUAGUGUAAUGAUUAUCUAUUACAUUUUUCAAUGACGGUCAAACAUAAGAUAACGAAUUUGCUUUAAUUUUUCCGUGCAGUGUAAAUUUAUAGAAAAGCAUCAAUUGAUUUUGGAAACUUGCAUGUGAGAAAAACAACGUAUCGUAAUAAAGAUUAAAAGAUGCGCAUGAUGAGAUAUUUUCUUGGAGCGGAAUUAGUAUUUUUUGUAAUCGGUUAUUUCAUCUCCCCCAAUUGAGCGCAGCGUUGGUAUGUGGGCAUAUGUAUUCAUAUAUUCAUAUAUUCAUAUAUUCAUUUUUGUUGGGCAUUACAGCUAUAAAGCAAACGUGCAGUGAACAGGAUUGGUUGCUUUAAUACACUUGCAUGAUCAUAUUCUUAUACGUAUACUGUACUAAUAUGUAUUAACAUUUAUAUGUGUAUGUGUACAUUUUAACGUCAGAGAUUAUUUGAAGAUGUAGAAAAGUGCACAACUAUAGUAUUUAACCAAAGUUAACAAUAUUCUAGCAACUUGCAUACUUACAUAAACAUCUAAUCUAGUUUGCACCUCUUCUGUGGUAGAUCUGCAAUUAACCCUCAAUAUCCAUCAGCUUAAGUUAACUGGAUUGAUUUCAUUUUUGUAAUUUGGAGUUCAUUGAAUUUUUAUAAUUUGGAGUUGAAUCUCAUAAUAUGUGCCAAUUUGACUUUCAUAAUUUGGAGUUAAUUUUGUUUUUAUAACCUGGAGGUAACAUACUAAAUUGUGUAGCGAAAUAUUGGGGCUGAUUUAAUUUUCAUAAUUUGAUUUUUUCCCCGUAAAAUGGAAUGUAUUUAAUUUUCCGAACUAGAAGUUAAUUUGAUUUUGAUAAUUUCGAAUUUUUUAUAUUUGAUUUAAUUUAUUUUUAUUAGAGUUCAUUAAAUUUCAUCAUUUAUGUUUAUUUUAUUUGCAUAAAUUGGAGUUAUUUUAAUUUUCUUCCCAAUAAAAUGGAUUUAAUUUGAAGAACUAUGCACUUUGCCUUUCUCAAAGCUGCAUACAGCUUGAUACUGUAAUACUUAGGUCUUAAGUGUCUAUUGUCUAUGUUUAUGAGCAAUCUGUCUCUGAAUUACAAUUAUAGAUCUGUCGUGUAAUGUAAUACCACUA